CUUUAGUCAGCGGGCUGCACGCUGUUGUUUGCCCUAUUGGUCGAGUCAGACUGCCUGUAUUAGGACCCUGGGGGAAGCUUAUUUGACACUACAGUCAGCGGCCGUGCAGCGUAAGCAGUAGCUCAGUAGUGGUCUUCAAUUUCUGGGUCUAGUCGCGUCAACAUCCUCGGCCUCGUCUCCUGAUGGCUCCUUGUCUUCGAAGCUCAAGCCGCUUCAUGGCUCACUCAUGGUUGGAUGCCGUGGCGUCCAUACCUGGUCGAGUGAGAUUGCCAUACAUUAAGCCCGAUUAGUGUACGGCUUGUCCCUGGCUUCGUAGCUAAUUCCUAGCUGUUCUCCACCAUUUAUACUUUACAACGACGUCUGCCAGUUCUCAGCCUUUUCCAAUGCUGCGAUAUUAAGCUCCUCUUCCUCUCAAUACUGUUUCACACGUUUUCAUCUCUCCACAGCUCUUGGGAGACGAUUCCGUAGACAGAACUCACUCCAGACUUGACGAAUAUGUCAGUCGCCUCGGAGCAAACACUCGUCGGCGAAGUAGACCACAAGAACGAGUACUUCCACGCCAAAGCAUCAAUCCGAGACGACGGCCGCGUGAACAUACAUCUUCGAGAUAAAGCGUCAGCACUCACAAAAUACCUUGAGAAGCGGUCACGACAUCCCCGAGGCCAUCCACAGAUAGGCGAGGAUCUCACGCCGAACAACCGAGAAUACGAAAACAACUUCCAGUCCGUGCUAGGCAAAUAUGCAAACUGUCCGCGAUUGAAUAUCGCGAUCCAUAUCGUUGGAUCGAGAGGAGAUGUCCAGCCUUUUAUUGCGAUCGGUAAGGUGUUGAUGAAAGAGCCGUAUAAUCAUCGGGUGAGAUUAUGUACGCAUCCCGUGUUCAAGGGAUUUGUCGAGGAGAAUGGACUGGAGUUCUUCUCCAUUGGAGGCGAUCCUGCGAGCUUGAUGGCAUAUAUGGUGAAGAAUCCAGGUCUGAUGCCUGGUAUGGAGAGUUUGAGAGCGGGUGAUGUGGGUGCACAGAGGGCCUCAAUUGCGGAGAUCAUUGAAGGUUGUUGGAGGGGCUGCAUUGAGGCGGGUGAUGGGAUGGGAGAGAAGUCCGACAAGAAAUAUACGAGAGAAGAGGAGAUCGAUCGUUUGUUCAUUGCAGAUGCGAUUAUUGCCAAUCCUCCGAGCUACGGACAUAUCCACUGCGCAGAGAAAUUGGGUAUCCCUUUGCACAUGAUGUUCACAAUGCCUUGGUCACCUACACAAAACUUCCCACAUCCUCUUGCUUCACUGGACAGGAAUGAAUCAGACCCUGGAUUUGCGAAUUACAUAUCCUACACCAUGAUGGAGCUGUUGGCUUGGCAGGGUCUGAGCGAUGUAAUCAACGGGUUCCGCGUGAAGACUUUACAACUUGAUCCAAUAUCUCCUCUAUGGGGCCACAUGCUACUUUCCAGGAUGAAAGUUCCAUUUACAUACAUCUGGUCUUCAGCACUAAUAGCCAAACCGCCUGACUGGGGAUCGCAUAUCAAUAUCAGCGGCUUCGCUUUCCUGGACCAGUCUUCUUCCUACACGCCACCAGACGAUCUCAUGGCAUUCCUCAAAGCCGGUCCGCCACCAGUAUACAUCGGUUUCGGGUCCAUUGUUGUCGACAAACCCAAUGAACUGACGAGUAUGAUCUUCGGUGCUGUGAAGCGUGCUGGAGUUCGAGCUCUCGUCUCAAAAGGCUGGGGAGGUCUAGGAGCAGCUGAUGUACCCGAAGGUGUGUUCCUCCUAGGAAACGUUCCCCACGACUGGCUCUUCAAUUACGUCUCGGCCGUUGUUCAUCACGGUGGUGCCGGAACGACAGCUAUUGGUAUUGCGAUGGGUAAGCCGACCGUUGUGGUACCCUUCUUCGGAGAUCAGCCAUUCUGGGGAGCAAUGAUACAUCGGGCCGGUGCAGGACCAGAGCCCGUCCCAUUUAAGAAGAUGACAGAAGAGUCACUGGCGCAUAGCAUAACGACUGCUCUUGGUCCGGAUGUGCAGCGAGAUGUCAAGAUGAUGGCUGAGAAGAUUGCAGGCGAAGAUGGAGCAGUUGAUGCUGCUGCUUCAUUUCACCAAUCUGUCAAUAUGGAUACGAUGCGUUGUUUGAUGCGCCCAGAUCUGGUGGCGCAUUGGAGAGUCAAGAACACGAAUAUUCGGUUGAGUAGCUUGGCUGCCGCUACUUUGCUUGAUGCUGGAAUGUUGAAGUUCGGGAGUCAUAAGCUAGUUCGUCAUAGAGAUUGGUAUGUCGACGAAGGUGCAAGCGACCCCCUCAUUGGUUUCAUCUCAGUAGCCUCCGGGGCGGCCACAGCAACUAUCUCCAAGACCGUUCAAUACUCCAAGGGCAUGUCGAAAGUAAUACACAAGAAGCCCCCAAGCGAAUCUGAAUCCGCAGACGAAGCGCCAUACCUCGAACCAUCAACCAGUCUCGACUACUACCCAUCUCGCAACCCCGUACAGCACGCUGCGCAUUACUCACCGGCACAUCUCGAUGCACUAGCCUACAGGUUAGCGAGCAAAACAUUACCGAAUGCGAAGGAUAGGAAGAAAGCUGAGCGUACGCACUCGUGGAGUCCACCGCAGAGACUGCCAAAUAUUCUGCAUGGAAGUCACAAUAAGACGGUGCAUUAUCAUGGGAGAUUACAUGAUGCUAGUGUUGAGACUGGGCAUUUUGCUUACUCGAUGGCCGCGACUGUUUUGAGAAUCCCCGUAGCAUUCUUCUACAACCUCGCCAACGGUUUCCACAACGCCCCCUCCUUCCUCCUCUCCGACGACACCGUCCGCCGCCGGGAUAACAUCACCGGAUUCGGAUCCGGCGUCAAAGUCGCCUCCAAGGAAGUCUACUACGGCCUCUAUGACGGCAUCACUGGCCUCGUCACACAGCCCUACUCUGGCGCUCAACGCGACGGUCCAGUCGGUUUUGUCAAAGGUGUGGGAAGAGGCAUUGGAGGUUUGGCGUUCAAAACUACGGCUGCGGCGUUUGGUAUCCCGGGCUAUACGUUGAAGGGGUUGGAGAAGCAGUUGGAGAAGAGGUAUAGCAGGGGGUUGAAGGCGAAUUUGUUGGUUGUGAGGAUUAAGCAGGGGAUUUUGGCGUUUGAGAGGGCGAGUGAGGAGGAGCGAGAAGAGAUUCGAAAAAGGUGGGUGGAGUUGGGUUGUGAUUCUAUGUGAGUUCUGCAGGGAGCUGCACUGGGUGGGCAGAGUAAAUGGGGGGUUCUGAUCGCAUGGCGUAUGAUACCACCUGUAGCAUUCCAUCUGUUAAAGUUCUUACUAAUAAUUAUAAAUUCCUUAAUACCAAUUUUGGAGAAUGCAAAUUACUACUGUAAACCAAC
Molecule: messenger RNA, 3329 nt
Organism: Cadophora gregata
Lineage: Eukaryota; Fungi; Ascomycota; Leotiomycetes; Helotiales; Ploettnerulaceae
Exons: 7
Coding region: 496-3168 (890 amino acids)
Biological process (GO): carbohydrate metabolic process
Molecular function (GO): hexosyltransferase activity; UDP-glycosyltransferase activity
Source: RefSeq, a predicted model, not a curated record